Messenger RNA from Aspergillus thermomutatus, 2442 nucleotides. RefSeq names its product glycosyltransferase. Gene Ontology annotation, molecular function: hexosyltransferase activity; UDP-glycosyltransferase activity. Lineage: Eukaryota; Fungi; Ascomycota; Eurotiomycetes; Eurotiales; Aspergillaceae. Bases 1 to 2442 code for a protein of 813 amino acids. The transcript is spliced from 6 exons. The record is from RefSeq and is a predicted model, not a curated record. Gene Ontology annotation, biological process: carbohydrate metabolic process.
AUGGCCACCGCACAACUAACAGGCGAUAUUCCCUCGGGCAACUUGGGGAUUUCCAGGCGGGUCAACUUAUGGAGGAAGAGGCUAGACUCAGUUGCUACACUAUCAGGAUCGGGACGCUUAGACCUUGACUUGACCGAACAGAACCUUGCGAGACUGUUUGCUCGAAUCCAGACUUAUGGUUACCCGUCAUCUGGUAGCGAACCUAUUGAGCAGGUACCACCUCCAGUUACCAAUUUCGAGGAAGAGGGUGCACCUCCCCUCUAUCUCAACAUCGUGAUUCAUGUCAUAGGGUCUCGUGGGGAUAUCCAACCCUUCAUUGUACUCGGCAAGUCCUUGAAACGAUACGGCCAUCGCGUGCGACUGGCAACACAUUUGGCGUUUAGGAGCAUGGUCAGGGAGAGCGGCUUGGAGUUUUUCAACAUUGGAGGUAACCCUGAAGAGUUGAUGAUGUUUAUGGUAAAAAAUGCAGGGCUGUUACCUGAAUUCAAGACCAUCCGAAGCGGAGCCAUCAAACAACAUCGACGCGACAUGGGCGACAUUAUCAGCGGCUGCUGGCGUUCAUGUUUUGAGACUGGAGAUGGGACACAGGGGGAUCAGGCCUCGGAUGAUUCCGCGACUGAUGGAGGUUGUCUCACAGCACCCUUUGUGGCUGAUGCAAUCGUGGCCAACCCACCAAGUCUUGCUCAUAUUCACUGUGCGGAGAACCUGGGGAUUCCACUUACUAUAAUGUUUACCAUCCGACGGUAUAGCACCAAGCCGACAGUGGCGAAUUUCGUGUCCUACGCCGUUGUGGAUAUGCUCAUUUGGCAGGGCCUUGGCGAUAUCAUCAACAGAUUCCGCAGGAAAAUACUGGGCCUAGAUAUCUUGGAUACUGCACAAGCACUGGCUCUUGUGCAUCGGUUACAUGUUCCGCAUGCUUAUCUGUGGUCUGCUGCUCUCCUUCCCAAGCCACGGGAUUGGUCCAGUGAUAUUGAUGUUUGUGGGUUUGCCUUUCUCGCCUCAGCAAGCAACUACACGCCUCCAGACGACCUGCUUGCUUUCCUACACGCGGGUUCACCCCCAGUAUAUGUAGGAUUCGGAUCCAUUGUCGUGGAAAAUCCGCAAGAAUUGAGCCAUAUUGUAUUCAAGGCUAUCCAAAAGACGGGCCAGCGCGCCAUUAUCUCCAAGGGCUGGGGGGGACUGGGAGCGAAUGAAGUAAAUAUUCCUGAGAAUAUAUUCCUACUCGGCAGCUGUCCUCAUGACUGGUUAUUCAAGCACGUCUCCUGCGUUGUUCACCACGGGGGUGCUGGGACUACAGCUGCCGGGUUGAAACUAGGAUGUCCAACUGUCAUUGUUCCAUUUUUUGGCGACCAGCCUUUGUGGGGAUCCAUAGUCGCUCGCCAUGGAGUUGGUCCGCCUCCAAUCCCUUACAGAGAGCUCCCAGUGGACAAGCUUGCGGACGCCAUUCUGGUGGCUCUGCAACCGUCUUCCCGCCAAAAGGCCCAUGAACUUAGUAAUGUUAUAAAACAAGAAUCCGGAACAGAAGCCGCUAUCUCCAGUUUUCACCGCCACUUACAUGAUGCGCGAAUAAGGUGCGCUCUGUGCCCGUCCCGACCAGCGGUGUGGUGGCUGAAGGGCCCUGAUGUCGCCUUAAGCGCCUUUGCAAUGACUGUAUUGGCAGAGGCUGGGCUCAUGAAAGUACGUAAUCUUAAGCUAUACCGCUCCGAAGAAUACGACACUGCCAGAGACCCUGAAACUCCACUCAGUGCACUGUCGCAGGUGCUAAUAGGUAGCAUGGCCAAGCUCAUGAUAGAUGUCGGCGAUGUCUCUUCAGAGAUCUUUACUGUCAUUUCGGGGAAACGCUUUCGCAAAGAUGCUAGCGGAAGAGGCCAGAACGUCGAAGCUGAGGCGAUUAUAAAUGAGCUAGUAGCAUCUUCUGAGGAUCCCGGUGGCGUCUUCGCUCACAACCCGUCCCUGGUUACGGCUGCCUGUGAUACGGCGAGUAUAUUGCCCAAUAGGCGCGAUAAAAUGCGAGAAAAGCAAUACCCGUCGAAGCCUGCCCAAUUUCUUCCCAAGGCAGCUGCUCGUACAGGCCGUCUGGCCCAAGAGGUCCUGAACAUUUUGACCAUACCCCCAAUGGAGAUCACUCUUACAAUAUCUAGAGGUUUUCAUAAUGUGCCACUGGUCUUUCACGAUGAUACUGUGAGGGAUUUUCCAAAGGUGACUGGAAUGCAAAGUGGACUACAAGCAGCAGGAAAGGAGCUUAUGUUUGGCGUAUACGACGGUGUCAGCGGAUUGGUUACCCAUCCUCACCGGGGUCUUAAAGAUUCGGGAGUUAAAGGCUUGUUUCAUGGCGUUGGGAAUGGACUUGCAGGGUUUCUGUCCAAACCAAUGGCAGGUUCGUCCAUAGUUCCUCAUCUCCUCGAGCGUCACUGGCGCCGGAAGCAGAUGGUAGUAUGCUAA